Messenger RNA from Camarhynchus parvulus, 2666 nucleotides. RefSeq names its product myosin-1B-like. Gene Ontology annotation, molecular function: cytoskeletal motor activity; ATP binding; actin filament binding. The record is from RefSeq and is a predicted model, not a curated record. The transcript is spliced from 17 exons. The coding region runs from base 138 to 2546 and encodes 802 amino acids. Gene Ontology annotation, cellular component: myosin complex. Lineage: Eukaryota; Metazoa; Chordata; Aves; Passeriformes; Thraupidae.
CAGACGAGACACUAUAAAAUCUGCCAGAUACAAGCCUAGCCUGUCGCCGCAGAAGGCUUCCAGGGUUGGCCAUAUUCCAGGAUACAAGCUGUUACCCAAAGGCACCUCUGCUGACAAGCUUUCAUUAGAGGACAGCCAUGGCCUCUGGAGAUGCUGAGAUGGCUGUUUUUGGGGAGGCGGCUCCUUACCUCCGAAAAUCGGAGAAGGAGAGAAUUGCAGCCCAGAACAAACCUUUUGAUGCCAAGUCAUCUGUCUUCGUGGCUCAUCCCAAAGAAUCCUUUGUGAAAGGGACAAUCCAGAGCAGGGAAUCAGGAAAAGUCACUGUCAAGACUGAAGGGGGAGAGACCUUGACCGUGAAGGAUGACCAAGUCUUCUCCAUGAACCCUCCCAAGUAUGACAAAAUCGAGGACAUGGCCAUGAUGACCCACCUGCAUGAACCCGCUGUGCUGUACAACCUCAAAGAGCGUUACGCAGCCUGGAUGAUCUACACCUACUCGGGUCUCUUCUGUGUCACUGUCAACCCCUACAAGUGGCUGCCGGUGUACAACCCCGAGGUGGUGUUGGCCUACCGAGGCAAGAAGCGCCAGGAGGCCCCUCCACACAUCUUCUCCAUCUCUGACAACGCCUAUCAGUCCAUGCUGACUGAUCGUGAGAACCAGUCCAUCCUGAUCACCGGAGAAUCCGGGGCCGGGAAGACUGUGAACACCAAGCGUGUCAUCCAGUACUUUGCAACAAUUGCAGCCAGUGGAGACAAGAAGAAGGAAGAACAUGCAUCAGGCAAAAUGCAGCAGGAGGCCAAGGCAGAGCUGCAGCGAGCCCUGUCCAAGGCAAAUGGUGAAGUGGCCCAGUGGAGAACCAAAUAUGAGACGGAUGCGAUUCAGCGCACAGAGGAGCUCGAGGAGGCCAAGAAGAAGCUGGCCCAGCGCCUGCAGGACGCAGAGGAGCAUGUUGAGGCUGUCAAUGCCAAAUGUGCCUCCCUGGAAAAGACAAAGCAGAGGCUGCAGAAUGAAGUGGAGGACCUGAUGAUUGAUGUGGAGAGAUCCAAUGCUGCCUGUGCUGCUCUGGAUAAGAAGCAGAAGAACUUUGACAAGAUCCUGGCAGAAUGGAAGCAGAAGUAUGAGGAAACGCAGGCUGAGCUGGAGGCCUCGCAGAAGGAGUCGCGCUCUCUGAGCACGGAGCUGUUCAAGAUGAAGAAUGCCUAUGAGGAGUCCUUGGACCACCUGGAAACAAUGAAGCGGGAGAACAAGAACUUGCAGCAGGAGAUUUCCGACAUCACGGAGCAGAUUGCAGAGGGAGGAAAGGCGAUUCAUGAGCUGGAGAAAGUGAAGAAGCAGAUUGAGCAGGAGAAAUCUGAACUGCAAGCCUCCCUGGAGGAAGCUGAGGCCUCCCUGGAACAUGAGGAGGGGAAGAUCCUACGCCUGCAGCUUGAGCUCAACCAAGUGAAGUCUGAGAUCGACAGGAAGAUAGCAGAGAAAGAUGAGGAGAUUGAUCAGAUGAAGAGAAACCACCUGCGAGUCGUGGACUCAAUGCAGAGCACCCUGGAUGCUGAGAUCAGGAGUAGGAAUGAAGCCCUGAGGCUGAAGAAGAAGAUGGAGGGAGACCUGAAUGAAAUGGAGAUCCAACUGAGCCAUGCCAACCGCCAGGCUGCUGAGGCACAGAAGAACCUGAGAAACACCCAGGCAGUGCUCAAGGACACUCAGCUGCACUUGGAUGAUGCUGUGAGAGCACAGGAUGACCUGAAGGAGCAGGUGGCCAUGGUGGAGCGCAGAGCAAACCUGCUGCAGGCUGAAGUUGAGGAGCUCCGGGCAGCCCUGGAGCAGACGGAGCGGUCAAGGAAAUUGGCUGAGCAGGAGCUUCUGGAUGCAAGUGAGAGAGUUCAGCUCCUCCAUAGCCAGAACACCAGUCUGAUCAAUACCAAGAAGAAGCUGGAAACAGAUAUUUCCCAGAUCCAGAGUGAAAUGGAGGAUACCAUCCAGGAAGCCCGCAAUGCUGAGGAGAAGGCCAAGAAGGCCAUCACAGAUGCGGCCAUGAUGGCAGAAGAGCUGAAGAAGGAGCAGGACACCAGUGCCCACCUGGAGAGGAUGAAGAAGAACCUGGACCAGACAGUGAAGGACCUGCAGCACCGUCUGGAAGAGGCCGAGCAGCUGGCACUGAAGGGAGGGAAGAAGCAGAUCCAGAAGCUGGAGGCCAGGGUGCGGGAGCUGGAAGGGGAGGUUGAUGCUGAGCAGAAGCGCAGCGCUGAAGCCGUGAAGGGUGUGCGCAAGUACGAGCGCAGGGUGAAGGAACUCACCUACCAGUCUGAGGAAGACAGGAAGAAUGUGCUGAGGCUGCAGGAUUUGGUGGACAAGCUGCAAAUGAAAGUGAAAUCCUACAAGAGACAAGCUGAGGAGGCUGAGGAGCUGUCCAAUGUCAACCUGUCCAAGUUCCGCAAGAUCCAGCACGAGCUGGAGGAGGCCGAGGAGCGGGCUGACAUUGCAGAGUCACAGGUCAACAAGCUCCGAGCCAAGAGCCGCGAGAUUCAUAAGAAGAUAGAAGAAGAGGAAUGAGGUUCCCAAGAUUAAAAAGUGACCUGAGGCAUGCAUAAAGUGUAAACCUCUGUGUUGCUUUCUUUAGUAAUUAUCAUUUAUGUCUAGGUAAUAAAGAGAGUAGAGACCCUUGCAUAUGAA